Hibiscus syriacus is the source of this 1856-nucleotide messenger RNA. Its product is annotated as plastidal glycolate/glycerate translocator 1, chloroplastic-like. The record is from RefSeq and is a predicted model, not a curated record. The coding region runs from base 107 to 1714 and encodes 535 amino acids. The transcript has 8 exons. NCBI's taxonomy places the organism in Eukaryota, Viridiplantae, Streptophyta, Magnoliopsida, Malvales, Malvaceae.
AUGAUGAGAUGGCAGUUUACGUCCAUACAAACUUUUGAUCGUACGCGUCACCUCACAUGGUGAAAAUGGGAACUUUCGUGGAAACUCUGCACACUCACAUUUUUCAAUGGCUUCUCCAUUGGUGACCACCACUCUCUCAAAUUUGUCUCUUUCUCUUCUUAACCAUCGCCUCCUUCACAGCAGUUCCUUUUCUUCUCCCUGUUUUCCUUUUAAUCACAGGAGCCGUAGAAACCCGACACCUGUUUCUUCCCAUGGGAACCCACAGUUAUUUAAGCAUGAAGACAAUCAUUCCACUGCUCCUGCUCCCCAUAAGUCCACCAGUGUUGUUGGACCCAAAUCCAAGUUCCUGCAAAUGGAUCCUCCAGAGACUAGCACUUACAGAGAAACUUUGGUCAAAUCUUCUGCUUCAGAUGGUAGCAGCAGCAGUACCACCUCCUCUCUCUCUCAGAAAGUAUUUGGUGUUCUACACUUGGUUGUUUCGCUUGGUAUAGUUCUGUCAAUGGAUAACUUCUUGAAAAAAGCUUUUGUGGCUGCUGCUAUAAAGUUUCCAAGUGCAUUGUUUGGAAUGUUUUGUAUAUUUUCUGUUUUGGUCAUACUUGAUUCUACUAUCCCUGCUGCUGCUACAAGCUUGAUGAACUUUUUUGAGCCAGCCCUCAUGUUCAUUCAGAGAUGGCUUCCAUUGUUCUAUGUUCCAGCUUUGGUGGUGCUGCCACUUUCUGUUAGAGAUAUUCCUGCUGCUUCAGGCCUCAAGAUUUGCUUCAUCAUAGCUGGAGGAUGGUUAGCUUCGCUUUGUGUGGCGGGCUUUUCAGCUAUCGCCGUUAGAAAAAUUGUGAAGACAGAAAUGAUUGAUGCUGAGCCUAUGAAAAAACCUUCCCCGUUUUCUCCUAUAGAAUUCUGGGCUUGGGGUGGUAUCUUUCUUUCAUCAUUUGUUAGUGCAUUGUUCUAUCCUACAGCUUUAGGGACAGCCGCCCGAACAUGCCUCCCCUUUUUGCUUGCCUCCACUGUGCUAGGCUACAUGAUUGGUUCAGGGUUGCCAUCUGGUUUGAAAAAGGUUUUUCAUCCGAUUAUUUGUUGUGCGCUAUCAGCAGAUCUUGCAGCAGUGGCUUUUGGGUACUUAUCUGGCUCAGGAGUUGAUGCGGUUUUAGGAGAUUACCUUACAAAGGUGUCAUCUAAUCCUGGAGCUGGUGAUAUUCUCAUGGGAUUUUUGGGCUCUGUUAUUCUUUCUUUUGCUUUCUCAAUGUUCAAACAGAGAAAGCUCGUUAAGAGGCAUGCAGCUGAGAUCUUCAUAUCAAUCAUUCUAUCAAGCCUGUUUUCUUUGUAUUCAACCGCUCUCGUUGGACGUCUUGUCGGAUUAGAACCAAGCCUGACUAUUUCGAUUCUACCGAGAUGUAUAACCGUUGCAUUAGCUCUCAGCAUUGUUUCCUUUUUUGAGGGCGCCAAUUCAUCUCUCACAGCAGCUGCAGUUGUAGUGACUGGUCUAAUCGGUGCAAACUUCGUGCAAGCAACGCUCGACAAAUUACGUUUUCGCGAUCCUAUUGCUCGAGGAAUAGCAACCGCAUCUAGUGCCCAUGGAUUGGGAACAGCUGCACUGUCAGCCAAGGAACCUGAAGCACUUCCAUUUUGUGCCAUUGCUUAUGGUCUUACCGGUAUAUUUGGCUCAUUGUUUUGCUCUGUCCCGGUAAUCAGGCAAAGCUUGAUCGCGAUUGUUGGCUAAGGUUGCACGUCUCCUCCACAUUGAUUUAUAUUAUACACCAGUAUUUCAACUCUAAACAAAGAUGUUGCUGAUGAAAUCUAUCAUAUGAUCAUUCAUAUGUUUUUCAAAUAUCUUUGUAUAAAAUGCUCUCGCUUUGCUUGAA